AUGAGAGCACCUGCAGAAGCUGGUCAGUCUGUUGCGUUCAGCACUUGCUACAGCUCUGAACUACGCACUAUCAAGGAUCGCAAACGUCGUCGUUUUGAUAUGGGUGCCAUCCCUAGUCAUCCGUCACAGCCACUACCACAAAUGCACAUGUCGGAGAGCCUCCCAAGUCAAGAAGAGAGUAUGUUGAAAACUAUCAUGAGACUUCGUGGCUUGGACAUCUCCCAAGAAAGCGUCUUCGACUUCGAACCACCUGAAGGGUCCCGACCGUGGCCAAGCGCACACUACGGACCAGACUCGCCACAUCUGCAAUUCGCCAAAGCUACGAAGUCUAGCAAGAACAAACACCAGACCACUCCAGCGAAACCAGCUCGGCCAGCCAAAGCUCGCAAACCUAAAGCCUCGAAGCUGGUGCUGAAGAAAGCGAUACCAGCACCAUCCAAAGACCAUGGUCCACUACCGGAACGAGCCAUACCACUCCACCUGUUUACGCUCCCUUCCGAAUUACGCAAUAGGAUCUACGAGCUGAUAUCAGUCCUGGAAGAACCCAUUUCACCCUCCAUCCGACCAAUCUGGGUCACUCAAGGCCGCCGGAAGCGGCUCGAACAACGCUCAUAUCCUCGAGAACCAGCGGCAGCCAUAGCAAGCAAGCAGAUGCGAAAAGAGCUGCUCUCCAUCUUCUAUGCCUCCAACCGCUUCACCUUCCAACAAAGCGAUCAUAAUUUGCUAGUGAAGCACUCCAUGGCCUCCCUCGCGAACCAAAAAAUAUGGGUGGCCAACCGUCCAGACUCAAAGCACAUCCGCGACAUCGAGCUGCGAACCCCAGUCGAAGGACUGCUGGAGACGAGAUUAGACUACACUUUCCACCGGCGCGUCGACGGCACAGUCAAGAUCACGAAGAAAUUCCAUCUGGGCUUCGACGAAUACUGUGAUUGUCUCGAGCAGGGCGCCAUUGAAGACGCCAAAACCGCUAUCUCGGAGAAAGUGCUGGCGUACCAUUCCGCACCGGAAGAAGACAAGGUUUGGGAUGUGAGUGCCAUGGAUGUCAUGCUGCUGGUGGGGGAGAAGCGGAGGGAGAAGUUGAAGGCUAUUGCUACGGCGGAGAAAGGGCCGGAGGGCAUGUGGCGGCUACCUGCGGGUAAGUGUGCGAAGUGUGGGACUGUGGGGUUGACGCUCGUCCAUGGAUAA
Recurvomyces mirabilis is the source of this 1185-nucleotide messenger RNA. RefSeq lists its product as uncharacterized. The record is from RefSeq and is a predicted model, not a curated record. Lineage: Eukaryota; Fungi; Ascomycota; Dothideomycetes; Mycosphaerellales; Teratosphaeriaceae. Bases 1 to 1185 code for a protein of 394 amino acids. The transcript has a single exon.